CUUAAACCUGGGUUGCUUCUCCUUUCAGUGGGAUCAGGAAAGUCUUACCAAAAUAUGCUCUAAACGCGCAACAUCAGAGCUUUUUAACCUUAGUUUGGCUAUAAAAAAAAAAUCCUGUCUGCGUGGAAGAAGUUCACAAUAGAAGAAAAAGAAGGAGCAGUUAGAAACCAAUCGCCAGUUGUGCAGGUGGUGCACGUUGUUGAUCGGGGAUCAAAGACUCCAUCCAUUCAUCUCUUACCUCCUAGCUCAGUCUCACCUGGACUCAUCAGGAUGUCCCUGGAGACAUAUUCAGCGCUGGACGAGUCUUCGCUCCGGGCUUUGCUGGAUGGAACCGUGGAUCUGGACGAGAGGCGCCUCAUCCGUUCAGCCAUUCGGGACCUAAGGAGGAGAGAGAUUGAGGACAUGGAGGCCGCUUUGGCGAGCAAAAGAUUCAGACCGACGCGCCUGAAUCAGCAUGAGGACAAGGAGAACCAGCACAGAUCAGAAUCCAGUGACAACUUGAACAUUCUUUCACAAAAGCUACAGUCCAUCCAGGAUGUUGAUGAGCUGACGAAAAUGCUUCGUGCUGCAGCCGAGUAUGAGGAGAGGAAGAUGAUCAGAGCAGCGAUCCGACGAAUCAGGGAUGAGCAGCUGCAAGUUUCUGUGGAAAAGAGUAAAGUUUCUGUCUGCCGCCUGGACAGCACGGAGUCCCAGUGCAUCAUGGGAGCUGCGGAGACGGGGAGUGGCAGUGACCUCCGGGCCCCGACCCAGGAGCUACACGCACAGCAAACACAAUACCAGAGAGAUCCAGCGAGAAAAGGGACGAGCUCCGACUCCGGCAUGGUUCUGGUUCUUGAUCAUCGGGUAAAGGAUGACACUAUGCUGAUCCAGCCUCAGAAGGAAGCUGUGACCCCAGACUCUGACCUGUUAUUGUCCAACCGGACAAGGUCGAACUCCACAGCUUCGGAUCGUAGUGUGACUUCUGUGCACUCUGUGAGCUCAGAGAAGAGUCUGGGCUCAGCCCCCCGAUCCCGGCUGGACUCUGGAGCCUCGGACAGGAGCCAGAGUUCCUUCCAGCGGGGUCGCCUUGACUCUGGCGGAUCAGAGCGCAGCAUCGGCUCCCUGUCUUCUGCCAGACAGAGGCUGGGAUCAGAUGUCUCCGAUUCAUGUGUCAGACCUCGUUUGGGGUCUGUGAAUAAAGACGGCAUGGGUGUGUUAUCUAGAGGUCGGUUGGACUCUGUGACAUCCAGCCUCAGCGUGGGUUUGUCUUCUGAGGAGAAGGCUCCAUUGGAGGAUGUAGAGAGAACAGGAAGUGGUUCAGGCAGCAGCACUGACUCAGAACCUGAGAAAAGCCAAAUUCCUGCCAGCAGUCAGAACCGAUGUAACCAGGAACUCCAUCCUAACCAGGAUGGACCUGAUGGGGCUGUUCUAUCUCAAAGUGGUCCUGUGAAUGGGCUCCACAAUGACCACACUCAGGGAAAUUUAAACUUCAAGAAGAUAACAUCUGAUGGAAAUCUGACAUUCCCUCAUGGCAAGGCCAAGGAAACGGCACCUGAAAAGAAAGAUGUCAUCUUGGAGAAUUUCAGUCGCACCAACUCUGUUCGUGACCGAAUGCGCAAGUUCACAGAAGCCAGCCAAAGCCCAAACCCCCCAGUUCUGAAGAAGAACCCUCUGAGGAACGGAACCACCUCUGGCCUUAACAAUUUCUCCAGAGCUGCAGAGCUUUUUGCUCAGACAUCAGCAACCUCCAGCAAAUCUAAAGACAAACCCACUAAGACAACUGUAGGAUCAGGUUCUAACACCUCUGCUGUGUCCCAGAGCCCAGCUGCACCUCAGCCCCUCAAAGGAGGGGCCGAAGGACCUCUGUCUUCAGCCAGCCAAUCACAAGCCUCCCUGGGUGGGACGAGGCUACCCGCUGAAAAAGAUGUGCCUGUCUGUGCUGAAUUAAAGGAAGACAGGACCCUAGGGAGAGCAGCUGAGAAAGAGAUCCCUGAGGGAGAGGAAGACCCCGACAUGAAGACUUUCCUCACGAUUGAGAUCAAGGAUGGGCGCACCACCACCAACUCCUCAUCCACCGCUUCAACGCCAAGAGGCAGCAUGAUGCCUAUCACCAGCAUGACCCCCCGCAUCACCACUCUGGGACAAAGACCAGAGUUGACCCUUGGCCUAAGAGCUACACCGUUCAAGAUCUCCUCAUCUAUGUUCCCUUCUGGAUCCUCCAUUAAGAUGGAGACUGAACCUGUUGUUGGCUCGGAGUCAUUAUUUUCAGCUGCUCAAUCCAAGCUUGUGACAUGUUCCGUCCCCACCAUCCCCAACGGCUUCAGCACCCAGACCAAAGCCAUUGAAAGCUCUGGAAAACUCACUGCUGAAAAGCUCGCUGCCAUUGAGGAUGAGGAGCUCCUGGACAAGAUGCUGGAUGAGUCCAAAGAUUUCGAGGAGAGGAAGAUGAUCCGUGCCGCCAUGAGAGACCUUCGCAAGAGAAAGAGAGAGGCCAUGCUGGGAUGUAGCCAGGAGGAAAUGGACCAAAGAGAGAAGGAGCGUGACACUCGUCUGCAGGAGCUGCGACAACAGAGAGAGGAGAGGGCGCAGAAAGGCCGCGCCGGACCCGGAGCUGGAGAGGUGGUGAUAAGGAAGAUGGAGAAGUCGGCUGACGGUUCGACCCUCAGCCAAGUGACAAAGACAAAUCGUUUCGCCCAGUCCGAUGAUGGGAGCAAAUCAACACGCAGCACAGUUGUAGAAACCAGUUAUGUACAGAAGACAGACAGAGGAACAGUCCAAUCCAAAUCCUACAGCUUCACCUCCUCAUCCUCCUCCAACACAAGCAAAAAAGUUGGCAGCGUGUUUGAUCGUGAAGAUGAGAUGACGUCUAAAACUGGUGGCAGCGGCGGUUUGUCCGCUGUCGAGCGACGGCAGGCGGAGAAGCGCAGAGAGCUGAUGAGAGCCCAGACGAUGCCUAAGACAUCCGCCAUGCAGACUCGGAAAGCCAUGAUAGAGAAGCUGGAAAAAGAAGGAGGAGGCCCUGGAAAUCAGGCAGUAGCCAAGGUAAACAAGGUGCAGCGCUCCACUAGCUUUGGUGUUCCCAACGCAAACUCCAUCAAGCAGAUGCUGCUUGACUGGUGUCGUGCGAAGACACGCUCGUAUGAGAACGUGGACAUUCAGAACUUUUCUUCCAGCUGGAGCAAUGGUAUGGCGUUUUGUGCCCUGGUGCACAAUUUCUUCCCUGACGCCUUCGACUAUGACUCUCUGAGCCCCAGCAACCGGAGGCAAAACUUUGAGGUGGCCUUCAGUGCUGCAGAGAAACUAGUGGACUGCCCCCAGCUGUUGGACGUGGACGACAUGGUGAAGAUGCGUGAGCCGGAUUGGAAGUGUGUGUACACGUACCUGCAGGAGUUCUACAGGGGCCUGGUGACGAAGGGCCUGGUUAAAACCAAAAAUUCCUCCUAGAAUUGCUCCUCAACUAAAACAAAACCCAUGGACCUACGCCAACUGCAUGCCUUUGCUAGAAGUGGAGGACAUGAUGAUCAUGGGUAACAAACCAGACUCCAAAUGCGUCUUCACCUAUGUGCAGUCUCUGGUGAACCACCUCCGCAGAUACGAGAUGUCCAUGGGCCGUCCCUGCGACCUCUGACCUGUGGCCUGCGCUCAUUCGCCUCUCUGACGGACGCGUCAGAGAUUCUGUGUGUGUGUUUGUCUUUUGCUUCUAACGUGUUGGCAACGCUGUGUUGUUUCUUCUUAAACAAUCUUUGCUGACAUGGGCUCUACCUCUAUAGCAGACAGAGAGGACGCGUUCAUUUUAAGAAAAAAAAAUAUUUUAAGGUUUUUGAUUCUGUGUUUUUUCUGUAUUUAAACUUGGUUCAGUGCAGAUUUCAGCUGCUGUACUGUCGGUGUUAACAUCCUUAUAUCCCCCUUUAAAACAAAAAAAGUGUUUUUAAAGUAUCCCCUCUUUUAACUCUUAUUUUUUUCUGAUGUUCUUGUAGUUCUCUCUGCAGCUUAGUUGGUAAAUCCACUGAAACAUUUCACAAGUAUUUGAAGCUGCAUUUCCUUUCUGUUCUGGUACUUUUCCACCUCAUUUGGAACCGAAUUCCGGUUAUUUUAAGUUAUUUUUUUUAGCUAAAAAGUGUACUAAGUUUUAAAUAAUGUGCAUAUAGGGGUUUGUCCUGAUUAUUAAAAAGGAUUGAACAUUGUUAGACCAAUCACAUGCUUUAAGAAAAUAACUUCCUGUGCAGAGCUGCUGAUGAAACCAUGUCAUUAUGAAAACUGAACUGGUUCAGGACAACGCUGGCUUAGUUGGAGUCUGAUGUCUCCGAGCUGAAAGCACAUUUAAAGAAAAUCUACCACACUGUUUAACCCCCAGAAGUAUGAUAUGUUCAUUUCCAAAUUGCAAGACUUCCAAUCAGAGAUUUUAUUUAUGCUUUAUAUAUAUAUUUUAUUUUUUUUGCAGGUAUUUUAGUUUGAGCUUUAAGCUGUUAAGCAGUUAGUUAAAGU
Molecule: messenger RNA, 4464 nt
Organism: Cyprinodon variegatus (sheepshead minnow)
Lineage: Eukaryota; Metazoa; Chordata; Actinopteri; Cyprinodontiformes; Cyprinodontidae
Gene: smtnb
Product: smoothelin-like
Exons: 21
Coding region: 271-3423 (1050 amino acids)
Biological process (GO): actin cytoskeleton organization
Cellular component (GO): microtubule organizing center; filamentous actin
Molecular function (GO): protein binding
Source: RefSeq, a predicted model, not a curated record